CUCAAGUCUCGUUCAAUGGUUUUCGAUUUUCUUUCUUUCUUUUACGGAAAGAGAAACGGGAAAUGUGAAUGCUUUGAAACCCAUUCAAUUCGGGGUUUCCAAGAUUUUGUUGACUUAAACAACUACUUUAUCUUGAUUCUUGCUGGACCUUGAAUUUGCUUUUACUUAGCCGUUGGCCAAUGAAAAUUCGUUCAAUUUUUUAAUGUUUUUAAUUUCUCUGCACUUUGACCUGAUCUUUUAAUUGCCAUGUUUCAUGUCUUGGAUGUGGGUAUUGUUUUGGCAAUGUACUUUUUCAUCUGUCAGUUUGGGAUAUUGUCACCUAGGAAUUUUGUUUAGAAUUAGAUUGUUCGGUGCAGCCUGCAAUAGACUAUUAAUUUAUUCUUUUUUUUUAGUAUAUUUGUAUUGGUUAAAGAUUACUAUCCUUGCUUAUCUUGGUUGUUCUAGUUGGAGCCUUCAAAUGCUCUGUCAUAGGUUGUUGAUGUUGCAUACUGCUUUGUAUGAUUGAAUGCAGAUGGUAGCAGAGUUGCUCCUUUUUGUACGCCCUAAAUUCUAUUGAUUGAUCAGACACGUUGCCCACGAGCUAUUGUAGUUCAUUUUGCCUUUUGAAAAUCAAAGAUUUGAUUGCAGGGUUGGAGAUCCCUACUUAGGUUUUUCUCAUUUGCUUGGUGUGCAUGAUGGAACAACCUCAGCCAUGUUGCAAGGGAGCUCAAGUGAUGUUGAAUCUCCAACCCACCUCUUCAGUUUCUAUUCAAUAUCAUCCGCUCUUUGGCUCCCAUGAUGAUUUGAUUCUCCUUGAACUUGAUGAGAAACUUCUUCCUGAUGUUCUGUACCAGAGGGUAACCUUAAGAGGACAGACUGAUGAAGAUGCAGUUCUUUGCACUAAGUCAAAAACUUACUCAGUUAAGUUUGUUGGAACUUCAAAUUCUGUGUUACUUGUACCACCUGCAGAUUAUUCAACAUCGUGUAAAAAUUCACGAGAUUGUGAUGGGGAAGACUAUGAACAACAAAUUGGUGCAUCAGUCAUCAAAGUUGCACCGGGUAACAUGGAGCUUGUCGAGGUUGCUCCUAGACUUGACAAGCUCAAAUCGAUUCUCUCAGAGAAUCUUUACAGCUCUGAUGAGGCAUUAGAGAAAGCGGAUUUAGAUUCUAUGGAGAGAAGUAAGAGAAGAUUGUAUACAUGGGAUGAUCUUACUAACAAGGUUCAGGCUAGUGAUGAUGAAUUGAGGACUGGAUUACAAGCUCGUUCAGCUGUGGAGAUUGAUGGGUAUUGGAGAAUUGUGGAUGAGAAAUACAUGGACUUGAUUCUUAGGAUGCUUUUUCACAAUUCUGUGUUGAAUGACUGGUCACUAGACUCACUUAUUGAAGAUAAAGUUGUGAGUGUAUUGGAGUCAGAUGGGUUUCCACGCAAACUUGCCUACCAUUGUUUGUAUGUCUAUGGUGGUAGGGUAGAGGAGGCCAUGGAUAGAGGUGUGUGGAAGAUGGAUGCAAGAAGAGUAUGUGUGCAUUUUGCAAGGGGAAUCUUGAGAGAAGGAAAGAGGAAGAUGGAGAGUUUCAUGGAGGAGUGGAUGCGGAUGAUUCCAGAAGAGAUGCAGGUCAGUUUUGAUAUGUUGGAAGGUGAAGUGUUGACGGAGAAGCUUGGUGUAGAGACAUGGGUUCGUGUCUUCAGUGUUUCUUCAUUGCCUUCUACUCCUGCAGAACGUUUUUCCAUCCUGUUCAAAGAACGACCAAAAUGGGAGUGGAAGGACUUAGAGCCAUACAUCAGGGAUCUAAAUGUACCAGGCCUUUCAUCGGAAGCUUUGCUUCUGAAGUAUACUCGAAGAACUCAACCAAAAGUUGAUGCAGAACCUGUUUUUACAGCUCGAUAGUACACAUACAUACCCACAUUACACUCGAAGAACUCAACCAAUCAUUGAUGCAGAACCUGUUUUUGCUGCUAGAUAGUACAAAUAUGUAUCCUUCGCAUUCUGAGGUGUCAUUAUUGUCCUUGUGAAUUAAGUAAAAUGAAUCAUAGUAUUAGAAAAGUAACUUCUUUAUCAUUAUUGUUGUUUUGAUUAAACACUCCACCAUGAUACUAGAUGCGUGUACCUAACUUCCUCAUUGAGAGAAGUCUAUUCUAUCCUAGCUUUUUAAGGGUAUAAAUUGUAAUUAGUAAUGGAAAUGGCCUUGGCAAAAUUUUAAUAGCUAGUUUUACAUAGUUAGGACUGCAACUGAUGAGAAUCAACGGCAGCUCCUACAGUCCUACUCAUAAAGAGUGUUUGAGUUUAAAAUACGUCAUGAUGCCAGUAUUACGUGGUAAUUUCUUCCUUGCUGGAAAUCAUGAUAUCAAUUUCCUCAAGGUUAAAUUCUAUAACUCGUAAUAUUAGAGUUGGUGCACACAUAACGGGAAAGAAAGGGGAAUUUGGAGGUAAACGUGUAUCCUGUAAUAUUUGAAGGGUUUGGUGAUAGGACAUAAAUUUACCAAAAGAACGAAUGCAGCAGAAGCAGAUGAAUUUAGAUGGGGUUUGGGAGUAUAAGGUAAAUGCAAUGUGAUCUACUUUUCGUGGUUGGUAUCAUUCAUCCUAAUAAUCGCAGUCACAGGCCCUUUCAAUGAUCCAUGGUCUCAAACCAAUGUCUCCGAAAUCAUUCCUACUUUCCAUUGGUUUAUGUUGCUAAUCUGUCAUCCAAAUUGUGCAGUCCCAUUGAGGUGGGUCACCCUUUCCGUCUUAACCGUGUUGAUGAUAGAAAGCUGUCCCCACAAGAGAGCCCUUAGUAGCUAUGGGGACAAAAUUACGGUCGUAUGUUAUGAAUUACAAGCCUUGUAAAUGUAAUCAGAGACUCCGUUUGCCCGCUGUGAGAAAUGAAAUAGUUGACCUGACCGAAACUACCACAGAGCUGCUUUACUUUCAUAUCUUUGUCGUUAGGGUUCUUGCCAAGGAAAAAUCAUUGUGCCUUUCUUUUCAUUUUUCAUUAUUAGUUAAAAGGUG
This is a messenger RNA of Durio zibethinus, 2963 nucleotides long. The record is from RefSeq and is a predicted model, not a curated record. NCBI's taxonomy places the organism in Eukaryota, Viridiplantae, Streptophyta, Magnoliopsida, Malvales, Malvaceae.